UGUAACUUUGCUGCCUCGGUCGCCGCGGUCCCCGGGGAGCGGGCUCCGGCGCUCGCUCCCAUUGGCCGCCGCCGCGUCAGCUGGUGCGAUUUGCUGCUGUCGCUUUUGGCGUUCGGCCAUCCAGAAACAAACCAGUUCGAUGACUACUAAUAGUUAUAGCCAGAUGUACUAAUACACAACAAAUCACAGUCCUGCAGAGGGGCGCGCAAAUGAGUUCCUAUUUUGUGAAUCCCACUUUCCCCGGGAGCCUGCCUAGCGGCCAGGACUCCUUCUUGGGCCAGCUGCCCCUCUACCCGGCCGGCUAUGACGCGCUAAGGCCCUUCCCGGCCUCGUAUGGGGCGUCGAGCCUCCCGGACAAGACGUACACCUCACCUUGUUUCUACCAACAGUCCAACUCCGUCCUGGCCUGCAACCGGGCGUCCUACGAGUACGGGGCCUCGUGUUUCUAUUCUGAUAAGGACCUCAGUGGCGCCUCGCCCUCGGGCAGUGGCAAGCAGAGGGGCCCCGGGGACUACCUGCACUUUUCUCCCGAGCAGCAGUACAAACCCGACAGCAGCAGCGUGCCGGGCAAAGCCCUCCAUGACGAAGGCACCGACCGGAAGUACACGAGCCCUGUUUACCCCUGGAUGCAGCGGAUGAACUCCUGCGCGGGUGCUGUGUACGGGAGUCACGGGCGCCGAGGCCGCCAGACCUACACGCGCUACCAGACGCUGGAGCUGGAGAAGGAGUUCCACUUCAACCGCUACCUGACGCGGCGCCGCCGCAUCGAGAUCGCCAACGCGCUCUGCCUCACCGAGCGCCAGAUCAAAAUCUGGUUCCAGAACCGCCGCAUGAAGUGGAAAAAGGAAAAUAAACUCAUCAAUUCCACACAGCCCAGCGGGGAAGACGCUGAGGCAAAGGCGGGCGAGUAGA
Camelus dromedarius (Arabian camel) is the source of this 912-nucleotide messenger RNA. RefSeq names its product homeobox A6 (gene HOXA6). Gene Ontology annotation, cellular component: nucleus. The record is from RefSeq and is a predicted model, not a curated record. The transcript has 2 exons. Lineage: Eukaryota; Metazoa; Chordata; Mammalia; Artiodactyla; Camelidae. Bases 210 to 911 code for a protein of 233 amino acids. Gene Ontology annotation, molecular function: DNA-binding transcription factor activity, RNA polymerase II-specific; RNA polymerase II cis-regulatory region sequence-specific DNA binding. Gene Ontology annotation, biological process: anterior/posterior pattern specification; regulation of transcription by RNA polymerase II.